GGCUGCCAUGAGAUAUUUUGUAUUUUUAAAGGCCCUGUUUUUUUAUUCUUCGCUCAGAAGUAUCUUUGCUUCUCCUCGAUGAGGAUGAUCGUAGAAUGGUUUUUCUCUAACACAGAAGAGUUUUUCAGAAGAAUCCAGAAGGGAAAGAAGUCAUUUCAUGUAGUCUGUUUAUAAAUCCACUCACCUGAAGAAUCUGCUAACCUGUAAAGUGAGACAGUGUUUUGACGACUAGCCACAGAAGCACAGAAUUGCAGAUAUAUGUUUUAACUGGAAAGGAUCACAACAUGUUGGCAGAUUCAGUCUCAGAUCAUCACAGGAGAUGCUUUUCAGGCAGGCCCAAGCAAGACACCUGUUGGUCUUGGGUUGUGUGCUUGGCAUGUGCUGCUUCCAAUAUUAUAGUCUGUGGAAUUGUUAAUACCUAUGGUAUCAUGUUUCCAUUUCUGUUAGAAGAGUUUCAACAAGGAAAGGCUUUGACAGCUCUUGCAGGUUCAUUUGCGAUGGUUGGCAAUGGCUUAUUUAGCCCGGUGGUAGCUCAAGUUUGCCAUAGAGUUGGACCGCUAAAAACAACCAUAAUUGGGGUCUUUAUCUGCUGUGGGGCCCUUCUAGCAACUUCAAAAGGACCCAACAUGCACCUCAUUUUACUUACUUAUGGUGUUUUUUUCGGCUUUGGUACAUGUUUUGUAUUUUUCGUCCCAUAUCUGGUAAUCCCUCUCUUCUUUGCCAAAAGGCGCGCUUUUGCAUUGGGGCUUCUAGCCAUGGGUCCUGGAGGAGGUUUGUUUAUAAUGAGCCCUAUUGUGGAAGGCCUUCUUGUUGCAUACAGCUGGAGGAAGACAUAUAUGAUCCUUGCUGGGAUAAUGGCUGUAGCCCUGCCAUUUGUUUGUACUGUUGGGCGCAUUCCUGAACAAGGCAAUGAGCAAAUUUUUGAUGAAGUUGACAAAAAAGAAACGUGUCGUGAAAGAAUGUGUUCAACUCUCAAGAAUAAGCGAUUUGUUAUCAUUUUAGAGUCCAUGUAUACAUAUUAUGCAGUGCAUUAUAUUCCACUCGUUCAUAUGGCCCGCUACUGUGAGGAAGUUGGUAUACCGACGAAAAAAGCCUCUCGCCUUUAUCUAUACAGUGGGCUGACGUCAUUACUUAUCCGUCCUGUGAUUGGUCGGCUGUGUGACAUAAAGUGGAUCGAAGCGUGUUACAUUUAUCAGUUGGCGGGCGCCGUCAAUGGAGUCGCGACGUUGUUGUUACCGCUGGCCACGAAAUAUUUUCAUUUUGUUUUAUACUUAGUGGUGUGGGGAUUUGCCGAUGGGGCUACAGGUUGCUCCGUGUGUAUUGCCAUCAUCGGCUCUUUUUCAGACAAACAAAGAGCCACUGCCCUGGGGAUUAGUUUUACAGUCACUUGCGUCGUAGCAGCCGCUGGUCCUGCUCUUGGAGGUCUGAUGGCAGAUGAGUUGGGGUCAUACGUUCCAGCAUUUUACAUGACAGGGGUUAUACUUGUUGUAGGCGCCGCUGUCAUAUUCCUACUCCCGUUUUUCAAGUUAGAAAACCGUACACUUGAGACGAAGUCCGACGAGAGACUCCUUGUAGUGGAAAAAUGUACAGUAGUUUGAUGGCAAGAAUUCUAGCCACAAUUUUCGGAAAUGCCUUUGUGGCAGUAGAAGUUUAGUCCCGAAGUCACAAUCACUGGUUUUCUUUCUUAAAUACAAUUGCUUUUUUUUAUUCUCUCACACCUUUUCUUAAAAACGAAACGUUCUUUUAAAAGCAACAUACAUGACUACGCUCACGUGUUGUGUCAAUCAAAAUUCAAGUACGUUCGGGUCCAGUCCCCGACACAACUGUUUCUACAAUAGAUUAUGACAAAUAAUUUACUGAUAUAAAAAAAAAAAAUUAGCCUGAGAGUAAGCCCUCAUCUUUAGCGCCACGAGACGCGCGUUAUUUCACCCGCUGGGAGGUUUGGGACGAGUUGGAGAGAAGUUUACUGGGGGUCUGAAACUCAGUGCUAGACCCCUCGCAGAUCUCUCGACGGCUCAAGGCCCCCAUGCUUUCCCGCGUGCGAAGAAACGCGCGCUGAAUGAUGAUGACCUUCUCGCGAGCUAGUGAUAUAUUCAUCGCAGCUAGGGGCUGAAUAACGUAUAUUUGAGUUAUAAAAGUUUUAAUUUGAUACGAAGAAACUUAAAAUACCUAAAACUAAGAAAGGUUAUAGUGCUAUCGAUAAAAAAUUAUGAGUAAAGAAAAUUAUUUGGGAUCUGAUUAAUAUCUCGUACGCAAAAAUUAUGGCUAUCUCAAAGAAUUAUCCGGAGUCAUCUAUCAUAAAUAAAACUAUGCGAAAUAUAGUAAAUGAUACAGGCAGCGACUAUUUAUUCUGAAAUGUGACGACUUGUUUCAGAGAAAUCCUUCAUUUAAAAAAAUGUAUUAAAUCAAGUGUUAAGAUG
Messenger RNA from Stylophora pistillata, 2420 nucleotides. Its product is annotated as monocarboxylate transporter 4. Gene Ontology annotation, molecular function: transmembrane transporter activity. Gene Ontology annotation, biological process: transmembrane transport. NCBI's taxonomy places the organism in Eukaryota, Metazoa, Cnidaria, Anthozoa, Scleractinia, Pocilloporidae. The record is from RefSeq and is a predicted model, not a curated record.